GGCUAUCCGUACGCGUCCGAAUCUAGCCCGGGAACUAAGAGAGGAGCGAGAUUCGCGAGUUUGCCAAUUCCGGACAUCUUCGGGACCGGCAAGAUGUGCUCCCUAGGCUUGUUCCCUCGGCCUCCGCCUAGGGGUCAAGUCACCCUAUACGAGCAAAAUAACGAGCUCGUGACAGGCAAUAGCUAUGAGAGUCCGCCUCCUGACUUCCGGGGCCAGUGGAUCAAUUUUCCUGUCCUAAACCUGUCUAAGGAUCCCCUGAAGACCCCUGGGAGGCUGGACCAUGGCACAAGAACUGCUUUCAUCCAUCAUCGGGAGCAAGUGUGGAAGAGAUGCAUCAAUAUUUGGUGUGAUAUGGGCUUAUUUGGGGUGCUGAAUGAAAUUGCAAACUCAGAGGAGGAGGUGUUUGAAUGGGUGAAGACUGCAUCCAGUUGGGCCCUGGCACUCUGUCGAUGGGCCUCCUCCCUUCAUGGGUCCCUCUUCCCACACUUGUCUCUCAGGAGCGAAGAUCUGAUUGCUGAAUUUGCCCAAGUCACAAAUUGGUCCAGCUGCUGCUUACGGGUCUUUGCAUGGCACCCCCACACCAACAAGUUUGCGGUGGCCUUGCUAGAUGAUUCAGUCCGUGUGUAUAAUGUUAACAGCACUAUAGUCCCCUCUCUGAAGCACCGGUUGCAGCGAAAUGUGGCAGCUGUGGCCUGGAAGCCCCUCAGUGCCUCUGUUUUGGCUGUGGCCUGCCAGAGCUGCAUUCUCAUCUGGACCCUGGACCCCACCUCCUUGUCUACCAGACCCUCUUCUGGCUGUGCCCAAGUGCUUUCUCACCCUGGGCACACACCUGUCACCAGCUUGGCCUGGGCCCCCAGUGGGGGUCUACUGCUCUCAGCUUCACCUGUGGAUGCUGCUAUCCUGGUAUGGGAUGUCGCAACAGAGACCUGUGUUCCCCUUCCCUGGUUUCGAGGAGGUGGGGUUACCAAUCUGCUCUGGUCCCCAGAUGGCAGCAAAGUCCUGGCUUCCACUCCUUCAGCUGUCUUUCGAGUCUGGGAGGCCCAGAUGUGGACUUGUGAGAGGUGGCCUACUCUAUCAGGGCGAUGUCAGACUGGCUGCUGGAGCCCAGAUGGAAACCGGCUGCUAUUCACUGUACUGGGGGAACCACUAAUUUAUUCCUUGUCAUUCCCAGAACGUUGUGGUGAGGGAAAGGGGUGCGUUGGAGGUGCAAAAUCAGCAACAAUUGUGGCAGAUCUGUCUGAGACAACAGUACAGACACCAGAUGGAGAGGAAAGACUUGGAGGAGAGGCUCACUCUAUGGUCUGGGACCCCAGUGGGGAGCGUCUGGCUGUACUCAUGAAAGGAAAUCCACGGGUCCAGGAUGGUAAGCCAGUCAUCCUCCUUUUUCGCACUCGAAACAGCCCCGUGUUUGAGCUACUUCCUUGUGGCAUUAUCCAGGGAGAGCCAGGAGCCCAGGCCCAGCUCAUUACUUUCCAUCCUUCCUUCAACAAAGGGGCUCUGCUCAGUGUGUGCUGGUCCACAGGCCGAAUUACCCACAUCCCUAUGUACUUUGUCAAUGCCCAGUUUCCAUAUUUUAGCCCAGUGCUUGGCCAAACCCAAGAACCCCCAGCUGGGGGUGGAGGUUCUAUUCAUGAUCUGCCACUCUUUACAGAGACAUCCCUAAGCUCUGCUCCUUGGGACCCUCUCCCAGGGCCACCACCUUCUCAGUCCCACUCCCCUCACUCUCACUUCUAAUAAUAAGAAUAUCUGUAUUUUCCACUCAGUUAUGAGACUCUUUUCAAGGGAACUGCAUUGGGGCACAGUGAAGAAAAAAAGGGCAUGGACUUUGUGUUAAGAUCUUGGUUCUGUCCCUUUUUAGCCACUUCUUGUAAGUUUGGUCGUUAUUUAACUUAGGAACCCAGUGGUUUUCAAAUGAUUAGGAAAACAAAGCUGAGAAAAUACCAACAGCCCUGAAGGUCUAGUAUAGGCUCUGGCACAUAAUAGAUACUUUACUUUUCCCAGGUUUCGUCAAGUUCCUAGGAUGGUGCAGGGUAGUAAUGUGGCAAGGACUUGGUCAGUAUGAGAUGGAAGAAAUUUUAUUGGAUGAGGGGA
Molossus molossus (Pallas's mastiff bat) is the source of this 2091-nucleotide messenger RNA. It is a transcript of the gene AAAS, whose product is annotated as aladin WD repeat nucleoporin. Lineage: Eukaryota; Metazoa; Chordata; Mammalia; Chiroptera; Molossidae. Bases 94 to 1734 code for a protein of 546 amino acids. Gene Ontology annotation, biological process: nucleocytoplasmic transport. Gene Ontology annotation, cellular component: nuclear pore. The transcript is spliced from 16 exons. Gene Ontology annotation, molecular function: protein binding. The record is from RefSeq and is a predicted model, not a curated record.